AUGUCGUUUAUGAGAAUACCCUACACUGCGCCUCUACCAAGUCCAACCGUCAAACCAGGAUCAGCAUCAACACUCCAAGGCGCCGUCGCCGCUCUCCAUGACUUCCUCACUGCACCUCCAUCCCGCAGUGGCAAUACCGUGGUACUCUCCGGCGCAGGCAUCUCGGUAGCAUCUGGCCUCGCGGACUAUCGUGGCAGCCAUGGAACGUACACUCUAAACAAGACUUAUAGACCGAUCUAUUUCCACGAGUUCUGCGCAAACCAUGAGGCCCGGAAGCGAUACUGGGCUCGAUCAUUCUUGGGAUGGACAAACUUACACCGCAGUCGGCCUAACAUAGCACACGAAGCCGUUGCCAGCUUGGGAGAAAUGGGCGUCGUCUCUACCGUCAUCACACAAAACGUCGACUCAUUCCAUACCAAGGCCCAUCCGAAUUUGAGAACGCUAGAGAUACAUGGCUAUCUCAGGAACUGCGUAUGCCUCAGCUGCCGCACGGAGUAUAGCCGAGAGGAGUUUCAGAAGGAUCUGUCUUCCUUGAAUCCUACAUGGGCUGCCUUCCUCAAUGAAAUGCUGGAGUCUGGUGCUUUGACGACAGAGAACCCAGAGGAGCGGAGACGGCGUGGCCUGAAGACGAAUCCUGAUGGCGAUGUGGAUGUUCCCGGUGUGGAGUAUUCCACGUUCCGCUAUCCUCCGUGUCCGAAGUGUCUCAAAGAUCCUCCUGAAGGAAAGCGAGUCGAGUCAGAUUCCGACGGAGCGUGGUCUCGUACAUCGACGGCUGGUGUACUGAAGCCAGCUGUUAUCAUGUUUGGAGAGUCGAUCACGAACCCGGUCAAACUCGCAGUAGAGUCGGCGAUCGAUAGCGCUGAUCGCAUGUUGGUACUUGGAUCCUCGCUCGCCACCUAUUCUGCCUGGCGUUUGGCAAAGAAGGCCAAGGAGGAGAAAAUGCCAAUCGCCAUUGUAAACAUGGGAGGCGUGAGAGGGGAGGAGCUGUUCAUGGAAGAUGUUCCUGCAAACGGGACUGGCAAGGAGGGACUCAGAUGCGCCUUGUCGCUGGAAGAAGUGUUGCCGGCUUUGGUCCAACGCUUGCGGCAAGACGCUGCGCUCAAAAUCACCACUAAUCCGAAUUUCCAACCUGCUCCGUGGCGAUGA
Molecule: messenger RNA, 1146 nt
Organism: Saxophila tyrrhenica
Lineage: Eukaryota; Fungi; Ascomycota; Dothideomycetes; Mycosphaerellales; Extremaceae
Exons: 1
Coding region: 1-1146 (381 amino acids)
Molecular function (GO): NAD+ binding
Source: RefSeq, a predicted model, not a curated record